UGUCGCUCUUCGACGGUGAUCGAGGUCUUAUUUUAUUAUUUCCCGUCAAUCAUCUUAAUCAAAAUGGAAACAUGGAGGAGUGAAAUCUAAAUUGAAGUCACGGAGCUGUUACUAUCCUGCACGCCUUCCGCUCCUGGGCAAGAUGAGGGAUCUUCAGGACGUUGACAGUUUGCUCUUGAAAGAGUUGAAGUCAUGUUGUGCGACAGAGUACAACUUUCUUCCCAGGGAAACUGGCCUGAAGUUGAUGGAGUCUGCCUCCACAGAGAAUCACAGCGGAGUAUCUGCAAAAUGCAGAGACACCAGAGUGGAAGAACUGUGGAGCCUGACCAGCUUCUUUGGCUACUGCACCCAAACUUUUGUUCAAGCUGUCAAUUUACUUGAUAGAUUUCUCACCAUUAUGAAAGUGCAGCCUAAGCAUUUGCCCUGUAUCGGAGUUUGCUGUCUUCACAUUGCUGCCAAAAUGGUUGAGGAGGAAAGCAAUGUCUCACCCACUCAUGAGCUUAUUCGCAUCAGCCAAAGCAAGUUCACCGUGUCAGACCUGUGUCGUAUGGAGAAGAUCAUCUCAGAGAAGCUCAGUGUGGAGCCCAAAGCAGUGACAGCCUUAACCUUUCUACACCUCUACUACUCAGCCUUCACGUCCCUGUCUGCUGGAAGGGAGGAGAUCCCAAGCAUUGGGAGACUGGAAGCCCAGCUAAAAGCCUGCUUAUGCCGGCUUGUUUUCUCUAAAGCAAAACCAUCCGUGCUGGCGCUGGCCCUCAUUGCUCAGGAGUUUGAAGCCCUCCAGUCAGUCAUGUUGUUGAAGACUGUCCAGCAGUUCCAAAGACAUGUAAAGAUCAGUGACAGUGAGCUACUCCACUGGAAGGAGCAUGUGGCCAAGUGCAUGGUGGAGUACCGCUCGAGCGAAUGUAACAAACCAGACAACAAAAAGCUUGUUUGGAUCGUGUCAAGGAGGACGGCUCAGAAUCUCCAAACUAGUCACUUCAGUGUGCCCGGUCUGCCAACUAUUCCCGAGAGGAGCUGGGAUGAAAGCGAGAGCGAGGACUCCUGUGAGGACAUGAGCUGCGGAGAGGACAGCCCAUGCGGCUCAUUAGGAAGCGACGGUGAAGGAGCCUUCUUCCCUUCCACUUUUCUCAGCUGCAGAGAAUAACGACUCCCAGUUGUGCAGUAACACCAGAUGUGUAUUUGUCCCCUGAACUGUAACAGAUUUCAGGGCAGACCUGUGUGUUUCACUUGUGUAUCGUGUAUCGUAUAUAUGCCAAGUGACGGGUUUGGAUUAUUAAGUGCCUGUGUUAAUUCAUUUUACUGUUAUUCUGAUGUAAAACAAACUAAAAAACAAAAACAUAUCAUAAUAGUGCAAAAUCGAAAUUUGCAAUAUCUCGGCAGCUCAAUGGCAAUACAUGUGAAUGUCUUCUGUUUGUGUCUAAACUCGACACAUUCCAGGAAAACUAGUGAGGCACAAGUAACAACUUUAGGAUGUCAGUAAUUAGACACCUUCACUGUUGAGUACCAGCUAACACACUAGCACAUCCACAUCCUUUUAUUGUUUCUUAACAUAUAUAUUAUAUGCCACACAUAUUCACAGUAUUCUGCAGAUGUCAGUGUGCUAACUAACAAAUGUUAUUCUAAUGUGAAAUAUAUGACGUUGUGGUGGGAAAAUACCAGCCUGUAAAUGCAUGGAUGAUUUUUAAUAUGUGACAGUGAAUGUUUUUCAUGUUUACCAAGAUAAGCUUACUGAAAAAACGUUUUAAAAAAAUGUACAUAACAUGUAAAAAAUAAGAAAAAAACAUGGUGCUUAAUGUGUAUUGUAUUAAGAUAUAAUGUGAAAUAUGUUGGAAGGUCAGUAAUAAUCCCUCCAAUUAAAAAAAAAUACUUUU
Molecule: messenger RNA, 1874 nt
Organism: Oreochromis niloticus (Nile tilapia)
Lineage: Eukaryota; Metazoa; Chordata; Actinopteri; Cichliformes; Cichlidae
Product: cyclin-G2
Exons: 8
Coding region: 143-1147 (334 amino acids)
Source: RefSeq, a predicted model, not a curated record